GCGCCCAGGCACCUUUGUGAGCGCGGCCGGCGGCUGGAGAUCGAGCCCCGGCCCCGGCCCUCUUCUCCGCGCACUUUGCGGACCCGGAGGGAGGAGUCGUGACACAUAGAUCUGCUUCUGCGGUGGGGAGAGAAACGGAAGGAGAAGGAAAGGAGCUACAGGAGGCUCGUGAUGCUGGGAGCUGCAGGAAAGGCCUGGUGUUUUAUGGUUUGUUCCCUUUCCCAGCUGUUUCUCAGGAUUCUUCCCUUCUCCACAGAGGAGCCUGAAGAAGGAGGACCGAAGAACUGUCAUAAAUUCUUAGUCUUAAAGCCAUGUCCAAGGAUUUGGUGACAUUUGGGGAUGUGGCUGUAAACUUUACUCAAGAGGAAUGGGAAUGGCUGAACCCCGCUCAGCGGAACUUGUAUAGGAAGGUGAUGUUGGAGAACUACAGGAGCCUAGCCUCACUAGGAGUCUCUGCUAAGCCAGAUGUGAUCUCAUUAUUGGAGCAAGGAAAAGAACCCUGGAUGGUGAAGGAGGGAACAAGAGGCACAUGCCCUGAUUGGGAGUAUGUAUUUGAAAGCAGUGAAUUUUCCUCAAAUCAAGAUAUUUUUGAAGACUCAUCCAAACUAAUGACAAUGGGAAGAAGCCAUCUUAGUCAUAGCCUUGACUGCCGCAGUUUGAAAGAAGAUUCUGAAAGUUUGGACUGGUGUAAAAAACAUUUGGGAAGUCAGGAGCCACAUUCUAGUCAAUUGAUCAUCACUGAUAAAGAAAUCCUCUCUGAAGAUCAAAGUAAUAAGUAUAAUAAAUCUUGGCAAACAUUCCAUCAGGUUGCAAUACUAGAUAUUCAACAGAAUUUUCCCACCAAAGAAACAGUACAUAAGCAUGUGCCACAAAAAAGAAGUUACCGAAAAAAAUCUGUUGAAAUGAAACACAAGAAAGCCUAUGUAGAAAAGAAACUUUUGAAAUGUAAUGAAUGUGAGAAAGUCUUCAACCAGAGUUCAUCCCUUACUCUUCAUCAGAGAAUCCAUACUGGAGAGAAACCCUAUGCAUGUGUUGAAUGUGGGAAAACCUUCAGCCAGAGUGCAAACCUAGCUCAACAUAAAAGAAUACACACUGGGGAGAAACCCUAUGAAUGUAAAGAAUGUAGGAAAGCCUUCAGCCAGAAUGCACACCUUGCCCAACACCAGAGAGUUCACACUGGAGAGAAACCUUAUCAGUGUAAAGAAUGUCAAAAAGCCUUCAGCCAGAUUGCACACCUGACUCAACAUCAGAGAGUUCAUACUGGAGAGAGACCUUUUGAAUGUAUUGAAUGUGGAAAAGCCUUUAGUAAUGGUUCAUUUCUUGCUCAGCAUCAGAGAAUUCACACAGGGGAGAAACCUUACGUAUGUAAUGUGUGUGCAAAAGCCUUUAGCCAUCGUGGGUAUCUAAUUGUACAUCAGAGAAUUCAUACUGGAGAGAGACCCUAUGAGUGUAAGGAAUGCAGGAAAGCCUUCAGCCAAUAUGCACAUCUUGCACAACAUCAGAGAGUUCAUACUGGAGAAAAACCCUAUGAAUGUAAAGUGUGUAGGAAAGCCUUCAGCCAGAUUGCAUACCUUGAUCAACACCAAAGGGUUCAUACCGGAGAGAAACCCUAUGAAUGCAUUGAAUGUGGGAAGGCCUUUAGCAAUAGUUCUUCACUUGCACAACACCAGAGAAGUCACACUGGAGAAAAGCCCUAUAUGUGUAAGGAAUGUAGAAAAACGUUUAGCCAAAAUGCAGGCCUUGCUCAGCAUCAAAGAAUUCAUACGGGAGAGAAACCUUAUGAAUGUAACGUCUGUGGGAAAGCCUUUAGCUAUAGUGGAUCUCUGACCUUACAUCAGAGAAUUCAUACUGGAGAGAGGCCCUAUGAAUGUAAAGACUGCAGGAAAUCCUUCAGGCAGCGUGCACACCUCGCUCACCACGAGAGAAUUCAUACUAUGGAGUCGUUCUUGACUCUUUCCUCACCUGCCACAUCCAAUCAGUUACCAAGACCUGUAGGUUUUAUCUCUUAAAUCUGUUAAGAAUCUGACCCCUCUAAUCCAUUUCCACUUUAUCAUCCUAGACUAAUACAUAUUAAUCUGUUUGAUACGGGAUAUGGAAAUAACAUUCUACUUGGUCUCUGUACUUUCACAAUUCUUUGUCAGUUGUUCACAUUGCAUCAAACCUAUAUUUUUAAAAAGUAAUUCUGAUCAUAUCAUUUCCCUCUUAUUAAAAUCCGUCAGUGGCAUCCCUUAGUUGUAGGUUAAAGCAUACAUUCCUCAAAAUAGCUUAAAGAUCCCCAACGUCCUCCAAUACCUUUUUGUUGGACUACCUUCUAAAUCCCUUUUUCAAGUAAGUAUCCAUCUUGUUUUCUGGAUACUCAUCCAAAAUUAAGAACUUAUUCCAACAUCAAAUAGAUUUUGGUUCCAAUCCUUCCUCUUCCAUUUUGUAGCCCUCUUAUUAAGGGGUCCAUUUUGUUCUUUUAAACUUUAAUCCUCUUAUAUUAUGGAAAUAAUAAUGGUACUACCUCAAAAGUUAGUGGGAAAGGUAAAUAAUGCAUGUAAACUCAGCAGAGUGCCUAGCAUAAAAUAAUAAAUAUUAAUGUAAAGAAAAAGUUACCAUGUAUAAAAAGAAGAGCUGAUAUCUCAGCCACUCACCUGAGAAAUAAGCAGCAACUUAGGGUCGGAAAGGUAGGAAGUUUUUUGGUUUUUUUUUUAUCGCUAAGGAAAGAAAUUGCGAGGAGUUUUGAUAAAGAACAGCAGUAACUCUUUUGCAGAUAGUGAUGAGGAUAUAUGAUAUAGUACUGAUCUUAAUUUCCAUGAUGAUAUAGGUUAGAUGG
Messenger RNA from Lepus europaeus (European hare), 2815 nucleotides. It is a transcript of the gene ZNF583, whose product is annotated as zinc finger protein 583. Bases 312 to 2009 code for a protein of 565 amino acids. Lineage: Eukaryota; Metazoa; Chordata; Mammalia; Lagomorpha; Leporidae. The transcript is spliced from 5 exons. Gene Ontology annotation, biological process: negative regulation of transcription by RNA polymerase II. Gene Ontology annotation, molecular function: DNA-binding transcription repressor activity, RNA polymerase II-specific. The record is from RefSeq and is a predicted model, not a curated record.